AUGCCCAGAGGAAGAGGAAAGGGAGGAAACAAGAGAAAGAAGGCGAAGAAUCUUGGUAUUGGAGAAAAGAGAGAACUCAUCUUCAAAGAGGAUGGUCAAGAGUAUGCUCAAGUACUUAGAAUGCUAGGUAAUGGACGUCUUGACGCCUUUUGCUUUGAUGGAGUGAAACGUAUGUGCACAAUCAGAGGUACCUUAAAAAAUCGUGGUGAUAUUAUUUUGGUUGGACUACGUGAGUUCGGAGACGAUAAAGGUGAUGUUAUCCUUAAGUACUACGACGAGGAAGCAAAAGAAUUGAAGGAACUAGGAGAAAUCCCAGAACACAUUAAAAUUAAUGAAGGUGAUUUCGGAUUCGAAGAAGAUGGAUUUCAAUAUGUUGAUGGAGAAGAGGAGAAAGAGGAAGAUGACCUCGAUAUUGAUACUAUCUGA
Stylonychia lemnae is the source of this 426-nucleotide messenger RNA. NCBI's taxonomy places the organism in Eukaryota, Ciliophora, Spirotrichea, Sporadotrichida, Oxytrichidae. The record is from the annotation of a GenBank genome assembly.